CUGGCCUGGGCUUCGCAGGGGUGCGAAGCAUCCUCCCCUAAAGCAGAAAGAGGCAGGGGAACCCGGUGCUGGUAUUUCAGAGGAUGGGAACCACCUUUAGAGGAGCCUGCGCUUUAAAUCCCCCCAUAACGACGCCCUUGUCCUUCUGCCACGAAAAAAAAAAGUCCCUUUCUGGCCCCUGUUCAGCUUUGCAGAGAGGCCGAGCAGGAGCACAAGGAGCCCAUUUAGGACUCGGCCAUCUCCGGUUGCGCUCCCCGGGGACCUGCUGCAGGAGGGCAGGCUUUAACCCCGCAGCCAGCAGCGCUCAGGGGCUGAUGUGGCGAUGGAGCAGCGCUCGGUGACCCCGUGCCGUGGAGGCUCCGCUCCCCGCGCAGGAUCAGCAGCAGCAGAGCCAGCGGGUCUCACUGCCCGCUCCGGGAGGGCACCGCACGCAUGGUAGCCGGCCUGGCCACCCGCUGCCACCACGGGUGCUGUGAGGUGGCCGCCGCGGGCAGCGGGGCGCGAUGGCCCAGUCCCGUGCCAACGGGUCGCACUACGCACUGACGGCGAUAGGGCUGGGGAUGCUCGUCCUGGGCAUCAUUAUGGCCGUGUGGAACCUCGUCCCCGGCUUUGGUCCCGUCGAAAAACCCGCUGGCCACUCUGGUAACAGCAGCAAGCCCGACCGUGGCAGCGGGGGCAUUUUGAAGAGCAAGACGUUUUCCGUGGCGUACGUGCUGGUCGGGGCGGGGUUGCUGCUGCUGCUGCUCUCCAUCUGCUUGAACAUCCGCGACAAGAAGAGGCAGAGCGAAGAAAUAACCAGGGUGCAGCACCAGGCAUCGGCAGAGCCCUCGCAGCAGGAGGACAGCCAAGAAGAGGAUGAAGACACGUCCUCCCGGUACUACGUCCCCAGCUAUGAGGAGGUGAUGAACGCAGGCUACUCCGAGCCCCAUAACCCGGACAGGAGCCACAGGCUCAGCGUCUCGCUGCCCUCCUACGAGUCACUGACGGGGCUUGACGAGGGCGCACAGCCCCAGGGAGCAGCCGGCACGGAGCCUGGUGUGGAGCCUGGCACAGAGCGGCCUCCUGGUCGGCACAACUCACGCCUGAGCAAGCGCCUGAAGCCCCUGAAGGUGCGGAGGAUCAAGUCGGAGAAGCUGCACCUCAAGGACAUCCGUCUCAACCUCGCCGACGGGAGCAGCACCCACCCCAUCACGAUCGAGCCACUGACACCCCCGCCAAAGUAUGAGGAGAUCCAGGAGAAAGCGCUGGAGAGCCAACAGAUGACUUAGAGAGGGGAAUUUGGUGAUUCUGCGGGUUGAAAACACUUGGAGAGGCUUGGGCAGAGGGUGUGGGAGCAUUUGGCACUCCCCGGAUGCUGAAAUAUUGAGGGAGCAGUCAAUGGAGACUGCAGCAUUGCACGAACAGGACCGUCUCUUCCCAGGAUGGUGUGUCAGAUACCAUAGGGAAAUGGCAAUGUGCCUGCUGCUGUGAAGGACACAAAGGUCGGAAGGACUGGAUAUGUGUUUUGUGUUGUUUUAAAUUAAGGACAACCUAAUGUAUCUUUUCUCCUUUGUGCCUUGCCCCAACAAAAGGUUUUGAAGCCACCCAACUGCUAUUUAGCAACAAUUUUCCAAGAGAAAAAAGGAAAUGUUCUUUUUUUCUUUCUUUUUCUUUUUCUUUUUUUUUUUCCAAGUCUUUUCUUUUGGAGUAAGGCAAGCAAAAGUGUCAGAUCAGUGCCGUAGCUGUUCUCUGCUCCAGUCACCGGUGGGGUUGGGAUAGUGGCAUGGGGCCAGCCCAAGCCCAUGCAGAGUUGUGUGCUUGCUGGUGCAAAGCAGAAUGAAACGAGCCCUUAAACUUGUCAGACUCGUAGGUAAGGCUUUACCCAUAGGAAGUUUCUUACUGGCAUCAGCGCUCGUGCUCCUGUGGGAGAGGACUGUAUUUCUUGCCUCGGUGGUUUUCUCUUUGUGCGUUGUGUUGGGAAUUGAAGGGACAGUUGGUGAAUGCAGGGGGCUGGGAGCUGCAGCAAUGUACCUCUGCCAAGAGGUGUUCAAGAUGUGCUGGGUGCGAAACGACUGUAGAGUGUGCUGUGCAAGCAGACCUUUUCUAAAUAAAUAUUUUGUACAUGG
Messenger RNA from Anas platyrhynchos (mallard), 2105 nucleotides. NCBI's taxonomy places the organism in Eukaryota, Metazoa, Chordata, Aves, Anseriformes, Anatidae. The record is from RefSeq and is a predicted model, not a curated record.